This is a messenger RNA of Fibroporia radiculosa, 441 nucleotides long. RefSeq lists its product as uncharacterized. The transcript has 5 exons. Lineage: Eukaryota; Fungi; Basidiomycota; Agaricomycetes; Polyporales; Fibroporiaceae. Gene Ontology annotation, molecular function: protein heterodimerization activity; TBP-class protein binding; general transcription initiation factor activity. The coding region runs from base 1 to 441 and encodes 146 amino acids. The record is from RefSeq and is a predicted model, not a curated record. Gene Ontology annotation, biological process: chromatin remodeling; RNA polymerase II preinitiation complex assembly; negative regulation of transcription by RNA polymerase II. Gene Ontology annotation, cellular component: negative cofactor 2 complex.
AUGUCUGACCAUGAGGGGCACGCCGGAGGUAUCCCAGGGUCCGACGAAGACCUCUCAUUGCCGAAGGCAACCGUCGCGAAAAUGAUUACAGAAUUGCUCCCCAAUGAUGUGACAUGCUCGAAGGAGACGAGAGACCUUGUUAUUGAAUGUUGUGUAGAAUUUAUUCACCUAAUAUCUUCGGAGGCGAAUGAGAUUUGCGAGAAGGAGUCGAAGAAGACAAUAGCGCCUGAGCAUAUAAUAUCCGCGUUGAAGCACCUUGGAUUUGAGUCCUUUACAUCUGAAGUCGAGGAUGUCUUGAAGGAUCACAAACAGCAGCAGAAAGACCGAGAGAAGAAAGUGUCAAAGUUCGAGCAAUCAGGGCUCACAGAGGAGGAGCUCCUCAAACAGCAAGAGGAGUUAUUCGCCGCAAGCCGAGCGAAAUUUCAAUCUGCACAGCAGUAA